Molecule: messenger RNA, 2043 nt
Organism: Cladocopium goreaui
Lineage: Eukaryota; Dinophyceae; Suessiales; Symbiodiniaceae
Source: the annotation of a GenBank genome assembly
AUGCGUAGCUCAUGCGUAGCUCAUGCAGCUAGUGCUUUUGGGCAGCAUGCUACUGAAAACCAUGCGCUGCUCAAGCCCAGCUUAGAGAAAAUGAUCAGGGGUGACGAUGGGCAUUUGCAGACCGACCUGGAACAGGUGCGAAGCUACAAUUUGUCACGCAGUCAUGCCACGUCUUGCCCCGUGGCUUUGCUGCCUCAACUGUUGACACAGGAGCAGAAGGUUCUCACGUACAAUAUGUGUCCACGGUGCACAGUGACUGGGCUAAAGCGCAGGCCAGGGCUGUGUCCAGAAGAACUGAAGGGCGCAGCCUCGCAACAAUCCAUGGCUCUCGCAACAUCUCGCAUUGGUCGUCUCACUGGUCUAGGCUGUGACCAGUCCGACGGCCAAUGUCAAGCCCUCACCAAGGGGAGCUACAGGCAUGCAGUGCCACCUUUGCCUUCUUUUUUGAAGCAUGCCGAAGAGAAACUCAAGAUUGAAGCGAGGAAUGAACAUGACAAUCCUUCAGCCAAACUAAUGAAACCAGAGGAAGCACGGAACUGGUGCAAAUUCAGGCCUUUGGUGGACUGGAAACUCAGGCGGCCAGCUGCACAGAAACCUGUUUGCCUUUUGCAACUUUUGCAAGAGGUUGGCGUGGGUUACGUGAUUCAGGCGCCAAGUGCUUCCGUCACGAAGCGAGCAGCUGGCUCUCCAAAGGAGGCCUUUGGCGGACUGGAAACUCAAGUGGCUGGAGCAAGCUACUUGAUGCAAGCACCAUGUGCUUCUGCCAGUUCCAAGGGGAAGUCCGUGGAAUCUCCGAAGGAGGCCUUUGGCGGACUGGAAACUCAAGUGGCUGGAGCAAGCUACUUGAUGCAAGCACCAUGUGCUUCUGCCAGUUCCAAGGGGAAGUCCGUGGAAUCUCCGAAGGAGGCCUUUGGCGGACUGGAAACUCAAGUAGCUGGAACAAGCUACUUGAUUCAAGCACCAUGUGCUUCCACCAGUUCCAAGGGAAAGUCCGUGGAAUCUCCGAAGGAGGCCUGUGGCGGACUGGAAACGCAAGUAGCUGAAGAAUCUCCUGAAUCGCCGAAAUGCUCCACAUCACCCCAGGCGAAAUCCCUUUUUCGGUGUCCGGAAUGCAACGCGUUCGUGUCGAGCAUGGAGGAGGCCUUGAAGCAUUGUGGCACUUUGGGAGAUGGAGGCCAGCCCACCAGCCCGAGCUGCCUACCUUCAGGUGAGGCCAUUGCAUUCGAUGAGCAGGGGAGGAUGCUGAUCGUAAGGGUGACCCAACCCACAGGAGAGCGAGAAACAGUUGUAAGGCUGCCAGAUGGACAACAACGGACUUUUGAUGCUUCAUCAGUCAAGAAGAUGAUCGAAUCCCCUGAGAAGGAAGUUUCAGAGUUUCUUGAGAACCUGAGCCAUACAGAGUUGCGUGGCCUAGUUCAUGAGGUUGGCCAGCGGCUUCUGGAGGGCUCGCGACUGUAUCACAGCAGGCUUGCUGAGCUUGACAGGCUUGGAGAGAUGUCAAAUAUGAAGUUCUUUGACCUUGACGAAAAUGCUACAAUGCGGGACCUCGACAACGCGUAUCGAAAACUAGCCAAGAAGAUGCACCCAGACAAGAAUGGUGGCACUGACGAAGCAAAGCAGAGGUUCCAAGCAAUGAAAGAGCGAUAUGAGGCUUUGAAAAAAAAGCUGUCAGAGGACAAUGUUGACAAGGAGAGUGAAGGUAGGAAAAAUGAAGAACCAGAAGAGAGGGAACCGAAGGAAAAGAAUGAGAAGAAAGACAAGAAGGAGGACUCAAAUGACGACGCAAAGUCUAUAGAGUACGAUCCUUCGAACAAGGAGUCUAUGGUCAGCACCGUGGUGAAGAUGGCGGGCCAGCUGAAGAACAUUGACGUUCAGAUGGAUAUCCUACUGAAGGAGCUCUCAAGAAUGUCGCAGCAUCCCGAAGGGACCUGAGCGAGAGCAAAUUCAGACGCGACAAGAGACAAAGUUCACUCAGUGGCAGUGGCAUAGCCCAACGUUAUCCAAAGUUGUCAUUCAAGCCAUUUCAAGCCAAGCAGAGAACAG